Molecule: messenger RNA, 1254 nt
Organism: Brugia pahangi
Lineage: Eukaryota; Metazoa; Nematoda; Chromadorea; Rhabditida; Onchocercidae
Source: the annotation of a GenBank genome assembly
AUGGAUCAAACAUCUUCGGAAGAGCCUAUACGACCAAUAAUACAUAAAAGGCGAUUAACAUUCACAUCGGCAAAAGCUGUUAAUGGCAAUGAAUUCAGCAGUACUAAUUUAUUGGAUAAAACUAAAAUGACCACUCCAGAAAUGGCAACUGAAACCGAGCCAAAUGUACUAGAGAUUCCUACAAACAAAACAAUUGAAUUGGAUAAGACGGCUGAUAUAUCAAAUGAGAACCAGAACUCUCCUGGAUUAGACAGUCAAAGUGAAUUCAAUAUAGUUUCGAAAGAUUUCAAUGAAGAAGUAUUGAAGGCAGUAAUUCGCGACGAACCUGGAACCAUUGAUGUCUCAUCCGAUAUUCCUGCUCCCAAAAUUAAUUUUGGAUCUCUUCUUUGUGAAUUUCCCACUGAACAAGCAUUAUUGGAAGCUUUUCCUAACAAAAUUUCAUCGAAAGCUUUAAGUGAAACUAAUCCUGACUCAGCUUCUUGUACGAUCAUAUCAAAUGAUACUUUAACUCAUCCUUUACCUGCUGAACCAAUUGACAAUGUUUUGCAGAAUAUUGAAUCAAAAUCUGCAACUGCAACGCCGGUAGUAACAACACAAGCAUCCACUGCUAUAAGUACUACAAAAAUCGCAGCAUUGCAGGGAAAAGUUAAAGAUGUUUUCCUCUUUCCUGUACAGAAUAAUGAAGCAAAAGCUUCAGCUUCAGAAGAUAAUACACAAAAAUUAACUACAAACAUCACUACCUCUUCUGUAAAUACUGCAUCCGAAUGCACGACUGAAACCCAACAUCUGCAACAAGUCCAGCUACAGCAAUUCACUCCAGAAUCAUCCAAAGUGCAAGCAUCAUCACAUGUUCCAACUCAAACAUCAUGCGAAACUUCAGAAUCUGAUACAGCGCAAGCACAUAAAAUAGUACCCGAAUUACUAAGUAACCUGACACCUCUUCCAAACAAAAAUUCUACAAUACCUAACUUUUUCGAUCAGGUAGUUCUCGUUGGCACAGCAUCGGGAACACCAGAGGUUCAAAAAACUGUGCAAUUUGGUGUUAUGGAAAGGAACAACAGUAGAAAUGAAAUAGUUUCAAAGGAACAGCAGUAUCCCAGCGAAACGGUUGGAGUGAAGCCGACGACCCUAAUUGAAGCGGAGAAACUGGAAGGCAUGGAGGUAUCAUCUAAUGCAGUUCCCGAAGGAAGGCAAAAUCCUGCCGAGGGACCAAUAACGCAAUUUGAAACGCCUCGUAGGCCAGCAUCGAGGUAG